Messenger RNA from Cicer arietinum (chickpea), 738 nucleotides. RefSeq names its product deoxyuridine 5'-triphosphate nucleotidohydrolase-like. Gene Ontology annotation, biological process: dUMP biosynthetic process; dUTP catabolic process. NCBI's taxonomy places the organism in Eukaryota, Viridiplantae, Streptophyta, Magnoliopsida, Fabales, Fabaceae. The record is from RefSeq and is a predicted model, not a curated record. Gene Ontology annotation, molecular function: magnesium ion binding; dUTP diphosphatase activity.
AACAAGUUUCCGUUCAUCGCGCGCACACAUAUUUCUCAUUUUCAUUCUUUUCAUUUCCAACAAUGUCUAACGCAAACGGCGCCGUUGCACACCUUUUUCUCCGAGUCAAGAAGCUCUCCGACAAAGCCGUUCUGCCUUCAAGGGGUUCCCCUCUCUCCGCUGGUUACGAUCUUUCCAGCGCCGCCGCUACUCAAGUUCCGGCGCGAGGCAAGGCUCUUAUUCCCACCGAUCUCUCCAUCGCCGUCCCUGAAGGAACCUAUGCUCGAAUUGCACCGAGAUCGGGGUUGGCUUGGAAGCAUUCAAUUGAUGUGGGUGCUGGAGUGAUUGAUGCCGAUUACAGAGGUCCUGUUGGUGUUAUACUGUUCAAUCAUUCAGAUGUUGAUUUUGAAGUAAAAUUUGGUGAUAGGAUUGCUCAGUUGAUUAUUGAGAAGAUUAUCACUCCUGAGGUUUCUGAGGUUCAGGAUUUGGAUUCCACUCUUAGAGGCGAAGGUGGUUUUGGAUCAACUGGGGUUUGAAUUUCAUGAUUAUUAUCAUUACUUUUUUUUGUUACUUUUUUGGUUCCUUAUUAGUUAACCUUUGAAUGCGAGGAAAAUGGUAUUUUUCUUCAAUUUUCUACAUAUAUGUGUUCGCGGGGCACGAAAGUGAUAAGCUGUAUUUUGUGUAUUAAGGAAGACUUUCUCUGCUAAAACAUUUUAGAAGAAGAGGAUUAUAGUUCUCAUACUUGGUCCACUCUCUCAA